Knipowitschia caucasica is the source of this 3051-nucleotide messenger RNA. The record is from the annotation of a GenBank genome assembly. Lineage: Eukaryota; Metazoa; Chordata; Actinopteri; Gobiiformes; Gobiidae.
AUGGAGGAGGCCAGGCUCAGAGAUCCCCCUGUGUGUCGCCCUCAGCCUGUGUGUCGCCCUCAGCCUGUGUGUGUGUGUGUCGCGCUCAGCCUGUGUGUCACGCUCAGCCUGUGUGUCGCGCUCAGCCUGUGUGUCGCGCUCAGCCUGUGUGUCGCGCUCAGCCUGUGUGUCGCGCUCAGCCUGUGUGUCACGCUCAGCCUGUGUGUCGCCCUCAGCCUGUGUGUCGCGCUCAGCCUGUGUGUCGCCCUCAGCCUGUGUGUCGCCCUCAGCCUGUGUGUCACGCUCAGCCUGUGUGUCGCGCUCAGCCUGUGUGUCGCCCUCAGCCUGUGUGUCGCGCUCAGCCUGUGUGUCGCGCUCAGCCUGUGUGUCGCGCUCAGCCUGUGUGUCGCCCUCAGCCUGUGUGUCGCCCUCAGCCUGUGUGUCGCGCUCAGCCUGUGUGUCGCCCUCAGCCUGUGUGUCGCGCUCAGCCUGUGUGUCGCCCUCAGCCUGUGUGUCACGCUCAGCCUGUGUGUCUGUGUGUCGCCCUCAGCCUGUGUGUCUGUGUGUCGCCCUCAGCCUGUGUGUCACGCUCAGCCUGUGUGUCGCCCUCAGCCUGUGUGUCUGUGUGUCACGCUCAGCCUGUGUGUCUGUGUGUCACGCUCAGCCUGUGUGUCGCGCUCAGCCUGUGUGUCGCCCUCAGCCUGUGUGUCGCGCUCAGCCUGUGUGUCGCCCUCAGCCUGUGUGUCACGCUCAGCCUGUGUGUCUGUGUGUCGCCCUCAGCCUGUGUGUCUGUGUGUCGCCCUCAGCCUGUGUCCUGUGUGUCACGCUCAGCCUGUGUGUCUGUGUGUCGCCCUCAGCCUGUGUGUCUGUGUGUCGCCCUCAGCCUGUGUGUCUGUGUGUCGCCCUCAGCCUGUGUGUCACGCUCAGCCUGUGUGUCUGUGUGUCGCCCUCAGCCUGUGUGUCACGCUCAGCCUGUGUGUCUGUGUGUCGCCCUCAGCCUGUGUGUCACGCUCAGCCUGUGUGUCUGUGUGUCGCCCUCAGCCUGUGUGUCUGUGUGUCGCCCUCAGCCUGUGUGUCGCCCUCAGCCUGUGUGUCGCCCUCAGCCUGUGUGUCGCCCUCAGCCUGUGUGUCGCGCUCAGCCUGUGUGUCGCCCUCAGCCUGUGUGUCGCGCUCAGCCUGUGUGUCGCGCUCAGCCUGUGUGUCGCGCUCAGCCUGUGUGUCGCGCUCAGCCUGUGUGUCGCGCUCAGCCUGUGUGUCGCGCUCAGCCUGUGUGUCGCCCUCAGCCUGUGUGUCGCGCUCAGCCUGUGUGUCGCGCUCAGCCUGUGUGUCGCCCUCAGCCUGUGUGUCGCCCUCAGCCUGUGUGUCGCCCUCAGCCUGUGUGUAGCCCUCAGCCUGUGUGUAGCCCUCAGCCUGUGUGUGUGUGUGUCGCCCUCAGCCUGUGUGUCGCCCUCAGCCUGUGUGUCGCGCUCAGCCUGUGUGUCGCCCUCAGCCUGUGUGUCGCGCUCAGCCUGUGUGUCGCCCUCAGCCUGUGUGUCGCGCUCAGCCUGUGUGUCGCCCUCAGCCUGUGUGUCGCGCUCAGCCUGUGUGUCGCCCUCAGCCUGUGUGUCGCGCUCAGCCUGUGUGUCGCCCUCAGCCUGUGUGUCGCGCUCAGCCUGUGUGUCGCCCUCAGCCUGUGUGUCGCGCUCAGCCUGUGUGUCGCCCUCAGCCUGUGUGUCACGCUCAGCCUGUGUGUCUGUGUGUCGCCCUCAGCCUCCUGUGUGUCUGUGUGUCGCCCUCAGCCUGUGUGUCACGCUCAGCCUGUGUGUCUGUGUGUCGCCCUCAGCCUGUGUGUCUGUGUGUCGCCCUCAGCCUGUGUGUCUGUGUGUCGCCCUCAGCCUGUGUGUCGCCCUCAGCCUGUGUGUCGCGCUCAGCCUGUGUGUCGCCCUCAGCCUGUGUGUCGCGCUCAGCCUGUGUGUCGCCCUCAGCCUGUGUGUCGCCCUCAGCCUGUGUGUCGCGCUCAGCCUGUGUGUCGCGCUCAGCCUGUGUGUCGCGCUCAGCCUGUGUGUCGCGCUCAGCCUGUGUGUCGCGCUCAGCCUGUGUGUCGCCCUCAGCCUGUGUGUCGCGCUCAGCCUGUGUGUCGCGCUCAGCCUGUGUGUCGCCCUCAGCCUGUGUGUCGCCCUCAGCCUGUGUGUCGCGCUCAGCCUGUGUGUCGCGCUCAGCCUGUGUGUAGCCCUCAGCCUGUGUGUGUGUGUGUGUGCCCUCAGCCUGUGUGUCGCCCUCAGCCUGUGUGUAGCCCUCAGCCUGUGUGUAGCCCUCAGCCUGUGUGUGUGUGUGUCGCCCUCAGCCUGUGUGUCGCCCUCAGCCUGUGUGUCACGCUCAGCCUGUGUGUCGCCCUCAGCCUGUGUGUCGCCCUCAGCCUGUGUGUCGCCCUCAGCCUGUGUGUCGCCCUCAGCCUGUGUGUCACGCUCAGCCUGUGUGUCUGUGUGUCGCCCUCAGCCUGUGUGUCUGUGUGUCACGCUCAGCCUGUGUGUCGCGCUCAGUCUGUGUGUCGCCCUCAGCCUGUGUGUCACGCUCAGCCUGUGUGUCUGUGUGUCGCCCUCAGCCUGUGUGUCUGUGUGUCGCCCUCAGCCUGUGUGUCUGUGUGUCGCCCUCAGCCUGUGUGUCACGCUCAGCCUGUGUGUCUGUGUGUCGCCCUCAGCCUGUGUGUCUGUGUGUCGCCCUCAGCCUGUGUGUCUGUGUGUCGCCCUCAGCCUGUGUGUCGCGCUCAGCCUGUGUGUCUGUGUGUCGCCCUCAGCCUGUGUGUCGCCCUCAGCCUGUGUGUCGCGCUCAGCCUGUGUGUCGCCCUCAGCCUGUGUGUCGCGCUCAGCCUGUGUGUCGCCCUCAGCCUGUGUGUCGCGCUCAGCCUGUGUGUCGCGCUCAGCCUGUGUGUCGCGCUCAGCCUGUGUGUCGCGCUCAGCCUGUGUGUCGCCCUCAGCCUGUGUGUCGCGCUCAGCCUGUGUGUCGCGCUCAGCCUGUGUGUCGCCCUCAGCCUGUGUGUCGCCCUCAGCCUGUGUGUCGCGCUCAGCCUGUGUGUCGCGCUCAGCCUGUGUGUAG